AUGGAGCCCGCUUGGGCAAGACCAGACCUUGCCCAUCCAGGGGCCAACGUGGCCGUGAAGGAGGAGCCGGGGGAGGAGCUGUGCAUCGGGCGUCCGCUGGAGCCAGCCGAGCCAGGAAGCUUGUCGCUGUCCAGCCCCACACCAGGGAUCAAGAAGGAGCUGGAAGAACCGUCGUACCACGUCGGUCUCUGGGAGGAGAGCGAUGGGGAGGCCAGCACUGAUUCCUCGGACACCAAGCCCGAUGUCAUUGUAAAGAUGGAACUGGAGGAGGAGGAGGAAGAGGAUGACGAUGACGAGGUGGGCGAGGAGGGCUUAGGCUGCUCCACCUCUCCUACUUCUCCCCCCCUGGCUGGAUGCUUGGAGCCGAGUGGCAAUGCGCCACACGGAAAGAUGGGCCAGGAGCCGUGCAGAGACAUCGCGGAAAGAACUCCUUCCCGGGGUUCGUCGAAGAGGAAAUGCAGCACAGCUCAGGGGGCACAGUCGCCCUCUCCUGGGGUUUGGGGUGCGGCUCCGGCACCCGUGCCUGUAUCUGGAAGAUCUCCCAGAGCUGCGGAAAUACUGACUGUGGUCGUCUCCGGCACGGCUGAAGCUGACCGGCGGCCAAAGAAUCCUGCCACUGAGCGACCCUUCGCCUGCAGCGUCUGCGGGAAGCGGUUCCAGCACCGGGGCAACCUAGUGACCCACCUGCGUGUCCACACGGGGGAGAAACCCUUCCCUUGCGCCGAGUGCGGGAAGAGCUUCAGCCAGAAGGGGGACCUGAUGCGCCACCUGCGUGUCCACACGGGGGAAAAGCCCUUCGAGUGCCCCGUCUGCGGCAAGAGCUUCUGCUCCAAGCAGACCUUCGUCCUGCACCAGCGCAUCCACACGGGCGAGAAGCCUUUCUCCUGCCCCGAGUGCGGGAAGCGCUUCAACCGUAAAGCCAACUUCGUCACCCACCAGAAGAUCCACCGGGGCGAGCGGCCCUUCGUCUGCGGCGAGUGCGGCAAGGGCUUCUGCGCCCGGAAGACUUUCAUCCUCCACCAGAAGAUCCACGUGGGUGACCGGCCAUUCGUCUGCCCUGACUGCGGGAAGAGCUUCAGCCGCAAUGGGGACCUCACCCGGCACCAGCGGAUCCACACCGGUGAGCGGCCUUUUGCCUGCGCCGACUGUGGGAAGAGCUUCAGCCACAACGGGGAACUGAUCAAGCACCAGCGCAUCCAUACUGGCGAGAAGCCCUUUUCCUGCGCUGACUGCGGGAAGAGCUUCAACCGCAAGGGGACUCUCGUCACCCACCAACGCAUCCACACUGGCGAGCGGCCCUUUGUCUGUGGCGAGUGCGGCAAGACUUUCAACCUGAAGACCACCCUGAUGAAGCACCGGCGGAUUCACACCGGCGAACGGCCCUUCCCCUGCCUGGAGUGCGGGAAGAGCUUCAAGUACAAGGGGAACCUACGGACUCACCACUUGACCCACACGGUGGAGCGGGUUUACCCUUGCACUGAGUGCGGCCUGGUGUUCGGCCAGCGGAAGGAGCUGAAGGGGCACCAGGCGGCCCACACAGGGCACCGCUUGCUGCCCUGCUACCGGGACGACGGGGAGAACGUGAACCCUUUCCUCCAGGUGCGCCCUCUCCUCCUCUCCUGCUCCCCGCUCCCCGUGCCCCUGGAGACCCUGACCAAGUUCAAGCAGGAAUCCAGCGGCAAAGGCCUUGGACUCGAAGAUGCCAAUGCUUAA
Messenger RNA from Thamnophis sirtalis, 1713 nucleotides. RefSeq lists its product as uncharacterized. The record is from RefSeq and is a predicted model, not a curated record. Gene Ontology annotation, cellular component: nucleus. Gene Ontology annotation, molecular function: RNA polymerase II cis-regulatory region sequence-specific DNA binding; DNA-binding transcription activator activity, RNA polymerase II-specific. Lineage: Eukaryota; Metazoa; Chordata; Lepidosauria; Squamata; Natricidae. Gene Ontology annotation, biological process: regulation of transcription by RNA polymerase II.